CACACCUUCCCGCCUUUCCUCUUCCGACUGCUCCAUCCCCGGCACUUCGCAGCGCCGCCGCCUCCCCGCGCCCCUGCGCCAAGGGGCCGGCGGAGCGGAGCGGGGCUGAGGCGGGCGCUGACGGCCGCCACCCGCCGGCCGCGAGAGGCGCUGCGCGGCCGCCGCCAUCUCCGCUGCCCGGAGCUCGGCGGCUGAUCGGUGCGCGGCUUCCCGGGCGAGGGAAAAGGGCCCUGUGCCGGGGCUCAGGCGACGGCUGGGCGGCGGCGCAGGCUCUCGACGGCACCAUGGGGAAGCGAGACAACCGGGUGGCUUACAUGAAUCCCAUAGCUAUGGCCAGAGCACGAGGUCCUGCCCAGAAUUCGGGACCAACCAUACAAGACUACUUGAACAGGCCAAGACCAACAUGGGAAGAAGUGAAAGAGCAACUAGAGAAGAAAAAGAAAGGAUCCAGGGCUUUGGCUGAGUUUGAAGAAAAGAUGAAUGAGAAUUGGAGGAAAGAACUGGAAAAACACAGGGAGAAAUUUCUGGGUGGAAAUGAGAGUUCCUCCAAAAAGAAAGAGAAAAAGAAAAAGGAAAAGAAGAAAUCUAAUAGGUUGUCUUCAUCUUCCUCUUCUUCAUCAAGUUCUGAUUCUUCCAGCAGUUCAUCUGAUUCAGAAGAUGAGGAUAGAAAGCAAGGGAAGAAAAGAAGGAAAAAGAAGUAUCGCUCCUCACGGAAAUCUUCAGCAAGCUCAUCUUCUGAAUCUGAGUCAGACAGCAAGGACAGCACAAAAAAGAAAAGGUCGAAAGAAGAUUAUGAAAAAGAAAAGGAAGGCAAAAAUCACCACAGGAAGAGGAAGAAAUCUGAUCGUGGUGGGCCCCUAUCAUCAGAAUCGUUCUCAGAAUCGGAUCAGGCAGAGGAGGUGCAAGCAAAGAAGAAGAAAAGCAACGAGGAAAAAGAGAAAACAGACAAAACAAAAAAGAGGAAGAAGCACAAGAAACAUGGUAAAAAGAAGAAAAAGAAGAUUGCUGGUUCCAAUUCAGAUUCAGAAUAAUACUAACAACCCUUCCCCCUUAUCCCCCCAGACUAUCAACAGAAGUGCAAUGACUAAAGGAAACUUAAACUGUGAAAUGACAGCAAACUUUACCAAACUGCAUGAGUUUUUUUCCUGUGUUUU
Messenger RNA from Dryobates pubescens (Downy woodpecker), 1154 nucleotides. It is a transcript of the gene FAM133B, whose product is annotated as family with sequence similarity 133 member B. The coding region runs from base 285 to 1031 and encodes 248 amino acids. NCBI's taxonomy places the organism in Eukaryota, Metazoa, Chordata, Aves, Piciformes, Picidae. The record is from RefSeq and is a predicted model, not a curated record. The transcript is spliced from 11 exons.